AUGCCUAUUAAAUAUGCUCUGAUUACAGAUGGUGUAAAUCUUUUAGGGGAUGGACCAAAGGAAGACUUGGAUCUUUCUAAACUCAUCAUGGAAAAGAUUGUGAGAAAGGUUUCAAAGGAUACCUUAGAAAAGAGAACACUUACCUCCGACGAAUUGGAAAUUCACUACAAGAAGAGUGGAGAAUAUAUUUAUUUCUGUGUAGCCUCAAAUGAUACUAAGAAGAGAGUUUGUUGGGCAUUCAUCGAUGAAGUGGAAGGAGCCUUCUCUCAAAGUAAUAAUAAGAGACAAGCAUCAGGAAAUAGAAAGAUUAUUAAAGCAAAGAUUGAUAAAUGGAAUGACCCAAAUGCUGAUAAGAUCACUGCCUUACAAGAUAAAUUAGAAACAGUUAAGGAAAGUAUGGUUGAAAAUAUUGAUAAAGUAUUGGAAAGAGGAGAAAAGUUUGAAACUCUCUAUGAAAAAUCAGAUGAAAUGCUCGUUGAAGCCAAUGAAUUCAAGAGAGGAACUGUUAAACUCAAAAAUAAGAUGAUUUGGAGAUUGAUUGUUAUCAUUGUCAUCAUUAUUAUCAUUUUAAUUGUAAUUAUAAUUAUUGCUAUUUUGGCUGGUUGUGGAUUCCCAACAUUUGAAAGAUGUGGAGUAUUUGUUAAUAAUUAUUGCUCAUCAAAACUUGGAUUAAUUUCCGAGCAAAGAAAUAAUUAUCAUACUACAUUUUGUAACUUAUUCCAUGCUGCUAAACCUUCCCAUGAGGAGCACAAGGCUCUCCAACAAGUUAAAUCACUAGAAUCUAAAUUUGAAGAAUUAUUACAGAAAAAGAUUUCCAAUGAAAAGUCAACAGUGACCAAUAAUUUAGAUGCUCAAAAUUUAGUACUCUCUACAAAUAAUUUAUAUGACCUGGUAUUGGAGCAUUGGGAUGAUGAGAGCAAGAGUUCUUCCGAAGAGGAAUUAACAAUUAUUUACAAGCUUGCUAAAUUGAAAGUUAGACUCUUACUUAGGGACUUCUACAAAUUGGAUGUCAGCCCAACUCAACUCUGUGAAGAAGUACUAGAGGAGUGUCAUAAAUUGGCUCAUGAGAGACCAUACCUGAUUGAAAUUAUUAAAGAGGAAUUGACUGAAAAGAAGGAAAUUGAAAAAUAUCAGAAGGGAGAUCCUUCAAUCGAGUUUCCAACUGUUGAAGGUUUUGACUUGGAAUCAAAAGAUAUCAAAUGGUUGAAAUAUUUUGUUUAUGAUAGGUUUAAAAACAAUAGAAUCGGAGCAAUCAGAACAAAAAAGACCAUCAUUUAUAAGGAAUUGGAAGAUUUGAUAGAUACUGGUCUCAACUCAUCUUUUGAGUUAGGACCUCAAGUAGCAAAAGAAGACUAUUUCAUUUUUGCAUUCUAUCAAGUAGUACAUUUCUUUAGUAGAAUGGAUGAGGAUUCAUUUGAAAAGAUUGAAAAGAUUGUUAGAGUGUGGGAUAAAUCUUGGAAGGAGGAAAUGAAGGACUUUACAUUCUUGGAUUGGGAAACUGGUGUACCAUUAAGAUUGGAUUCUUGUAUGACCACACUCAAAUCAUUUAUUGUUGGAUUCAAAGGAGAUGAUGAUGCAGAUCAUGAUAGAGCUAGAAAAUUAGCCCUUUCAGCCCAAAAGAUGGAUCCAAACAAUUUUUAUGUUUUCACUCUUGAUUUUGGAACUGAAGCUGACUCUUACAUGAAGAAUAUCUUAAAAACUGAAAGAAUUAUUUUGGAAAAGGGACAAGUUAAAUCGUUACAACAAUUGAGAUUCUUCCCUCUCCUUUAUAAUAAGGCUAAUAUUCUCUUUUCCACUGCUGCAAUGAUUCAAGAUCAGAAGAGAAUCAAAUUUGCUAAACAAGCUCUUGAUGCUCUCACUGUUUCCUUCAACAGUCUUCAUGUACCAAUGGAUCCAAGUGAAGUGCAAACUAUGGCCGAUUGUAAAUUCAUGAUGGGAGAUGCAGAGGCAGCUUUUAAACUUUACAUGGAGUUUUUCGAAGUUCAAUUCACCUCAGGUACACCUCACAUUGUGCACGCAGUUGAAGUUUGUUCAACAACUAUGGCUGCAUUUUCAUUGAGGGAUAAUGCAAUCACAUCACUUGAUAGAUAUUGCCGACUUUUGCCAGAAGAAUAUACCACCUCUCUCAAACUCCACCUAAUUUCUAUUCUAAUUGGAGUUAAUCAAGCAGUUACAAAAUCUACUCAAAUGCAACAAGCACCACCUCCUCAAACACCUCAAAAGCUCUACAAGGGAAACACUCUCAAAGAGGAAUUAGAGUGGUGCAAGAAGGAAAUGGUCAAAAUCAAGAAGAAUAAUCGAAACAUUCUCGAAUCAGACCCUGGAAUUAGACGUUUCUUUGAUGAUACACAAAAUGCAUUGGAAGAAAAGGUAGCCAAGUUAGGUAUUUCUGUACCCAAACUAAAGCCUACAUUGAAGGCUACAACAAGCAAAUUGCUUUUUGAAAAAAAGAAGAAAUAAUUAUUUCCAAACAAAUGCUUUAAAUUCAUUGUACUGUGCAGUUCAGAAUAUUGUAUCUGCAAUGCAGAAAUAGCAGAAAUAAAUUAUCAACACACAUGAAUUAAGGACG
Messenger RNA from Naegleria gruberi, 2569 nucleotides. RefSeq lists its product as uncharacterized. Gene Ontology annotation, cellular component: membrane. Lineage: Eukaryota; Heterolobosea; Eutetramitea; Acrasida; Naegleriidae. The transcript has 4 exons. Gene Ontology annotation, biological process: vesicle-mediated transport. The coding region runs from base 1 to 2460 and encodes 819 amino acids. The record is from RefSeq and is a predicted model, not a curated record.